This is a messenger RNA of Sapajus apella (tufted capuchin), 2568 nucleotides long. It is a transcript of the gene ELN, whose product is annotated as elastin. Gene Ontology annotation, molecular function: extracellular matrix structural constituent. Lineage: Eukaryota; Metazoa; Chordata; Mammalia; Primates; Cebidae. The record is from RefSeq and is a predicted model, not a curated record. The transcript is spliced from 30 exons. Bases 398 to 2383 code for a protein of 661 amino acids.
GGCCGGGCCGCCAGGCCCUCCCUCCCGCUUCCUCUCCCGAGGGCUGUCCUGGCAGGGGCCCCCCUCGCACUUUCUGGCGGGAACAGGGCCAGCAGCGAGAGAACAGUCGCGGAGGGAAAGCGGGAAAGAGAUGGGGAAAGUGUGUGUGUGAGUGUGCGCUUGUGUGCAUGUGUGUGCGUGUGUGUGUCAAGGAAAGAGCCCGCAGUCCAGCAGCCCGAGGCGGGAGGCCUUUCGUAACUGUCCCCUCCCCGCGGCCCCCUCCCCCAGGCCUCCCCCCUCUCCCGCCCUCCCGCCCGCCCUCUCUCCCUCCCUCCUUCCCUCGCAGCCGACGAGGCAGCAAUUAGGCUUUGGGGAUAAAACGAGGUGCGGAGAGCCGGCUGGGGCAUUUCUCCCCGAGAUGGCGGGUCUGACGGCGGCGGCCCCGCGGCCCGGAGUCCUCCUGCUCCUGCUGUCGAUCCUCCACCCUUCUCGGCCUGGAGGGGUCCCUGGGGUCAUUCCUGGUGGAGUUCCUGGAGGAGUCUAUUAUCCAGGGGCUGGUCUUGGAGGCCUUGGAGUAGGAGCGCUGGGACCUGGAGUCAAACCUCCCAAGCCAGGUGCUGGACUCCUUGGGGCAUUUGGGGCAGGUCCUGGAGGGCUCGCAGGCGUUGGCCCCGGGGCAGGGCUCGGUGCCUUCCCUGCAGGGACCUUUCCGGGGGCUCUGGUGCCUGGCGGAGUGGCUGGCGCUGCUGCAGCCUAUAAAGCUGCCAAGGCUGGCGCCGGGCUUGGUGUGGUCCCAGGAGUGGGUGGCGUCCCAGGUGUUGGUGGCGUCCCAGGAGUUGGUGGCUUAGGAGUGUCUACAGGUGCAGUGGUUCCUCAGCCUGGAGCCGGAGUGAAGCCGGGAAAAGUGCCAGGUGUGGGGCUGCCAGGUGUAUACCCAGGUGGCGUGCUCCCAGGCACAGGAGUUCGGUUCCCCGGUGUGGGAGUGCUCCCUGGUGUUCCUACUGGAACAGGAGUCAAGCCCAAGGCUCCAGUUGGAGCUGGAGCUUUUGCUGGAAUUCCAGGAGUUGGACCCUUUGCGGGACAACAACCUGGAGUCCCACUGGGGUACCCCAUCAAGGCCCCCAAGCUGCCCGGUGGCUAUGGACUUCCCUACAGCACUGGGAAACUGCCCUUUGGCUAUGGGCCUGGCGGAGUGGCUGGUGCAGCGGGCAAGGCUGGUUACCCAACAGGGACAGGGGUUGGCCCUCAGGCAGCAGCAGCGGCAGCAGCUAAGGCAGCAAAGUUUGGUGCCGGAGCCGGAGUUCUCCCUGGCAUUGGAGUGGGUGGCGUUCCUGGGGCAGCUGGUGCAAUUCCUGGGAUUGGAGGCAUCGCAGGCGCUGGGGCCCCAGCUGCAGCCGCAGCUGCUGCAGCCGCCGCCGCUAAAGCAGCCAAAUAUGGAGCUCCUACAGGCUUAGUGCCUGGCGGGCCAGGCUUUGGCCCGGGAGUAGUUGGUGUCCCAGGAGCUGGCAUUCCAGGUGUCCCAGGCGCUGGGAUCCCAGGUGCUGGGGUUCCAGGAGUUGUCUCUCCAGGAGCUGUGUCACCAGCUGCAGCUGCGAAGGCAGCCAAAUACGGUGCAGGGGCUGGAGUCGGAGUUGGAGGCAUUCCUACUUUUGGGGUUGGACCCGGGGGCUUUCCCGGCUAUGGUGUCGGAGUUGGAGGCGUCCCUGGAGUCGGAGUCGUCCCGGGAGCUGCCAUUUCCCCUGAAGCCCAGGCAGCAGCUGCCGCCAAAGCUGCUAAGUAUGGUGCUGGGGGCGCAGGAGUGCUGGGUGGGCUGGUGCCAGGUGCCGGAGUCGCCGUCCCUGGUGUGCCAGGAGUCGGAGGAGUGCCAGGAGUCGCGACCCCAGCAGCUGCCGCCGCCGCUAAAGCAGCCGCCAAAGCUGCCCAGUUUGGCUUAGUUCCUGGUGCUGGCGUAGUUCCUGGUGUGGCUCCAGGAGUGGGCGUGGCUCCCGGAGUGGGCGUGGCUCCCGGAGUGGGUGUGGCUCCCGGAGUGGGUGUGGCUCCCGGAGUGGGCGUGGCUCCCGGAGUGGGCGUGGUACCUGGUGUGGGCAUCGGCCCUGGUGGAGUUAUAGGUGCAGGAGCCCCAGCUGCAGCAAAAUCUGCUGCCAAGGCAGCUGCCAAAGCCCAGCUCCGAGCUGCAGCUGGGCUUGGUGUUGGCGUCCCUGGAUUUGGAGUUGGUGCUGGUGUGCCUGGACUUGGAGUUGGUGCUGGUGUGCCUGGCUUCGGGGCAGUACCUGGACCCCUGGCCGCUGCUAAAGCAGCCAAAUAUGGAGCAGGAGUGCCCGGGGCCCUUGGAGGGGUCGGGGCUCUCGGUGGUGUGGUGGGUGAGUUGAAACGCCGGGACGGGCUGGGUGGGGAGGGAGGCUAACCUGGACAGAGUCCCUCCCUGAACCUGAUCUGUGUCCCCAGGAGCUGGACCCGCUGCCGCUGCGGCUGCAGCCAAAGCCGCUGCCAAAGCUGCCCAGUUUGGCCUGCCGGGAGCUGCUGGGCUUGGUGCUGGAGGACUCGGAGUUGGAGGGCUUGGAGUCGUCCCAGGUGUUGGGGGCCUUGGAG